AUGCGACGAAUACAACUAUUGAGUCCAUUACUUAGAGAAGAUGAAAUUGGAGUGUUAUGGGUUAAUUCGCAACCUGAGCAAUCAUCAACGAAACUGGCGCAAUAUUUAUGGAACAAAAGUAUAUUUCGUGGUUGUACCGAUGGAGCGGCUAAUUUCAUUAUGCCCCUUGUUAAGAAUGAAAAUUAUUUAAAGCCUAACGUGAUUUCUGGCGAUUUCGAUUCUAUUACCUCUGCGACAAAAAAAUUCUUCGAAUCACAGGUUGAAAUUGUGGAAACACCUGAUCAAGACUUCACCGAUAUGUGCAAAGCAUUGCAAAUUAUUGCUGAGAGGAUGAGAAAUAAAGAAUUAAACAUCACAAAAGUUAUUGUUUUGGGCGGAUUGUCUGGACGUUUUGAUCAUGUGUUAUCAUCUCUGAAUUCAAUGUUACGGUUCGAUGCUUGUGAAAUUACAAUUAUUGACGGUGUUAAUUUAGUCACGAUUUUGCGCGAGGGUUCCACAAGCUUAGAAUUCGCUGGAGGAAAGCAUCUUUUAACGGGAAAAUGUGGCGUCAUCCCUCUCAUCCAGCGUGAAACGAUCGUAUCGUCUAGUGGCUUGAAAUGGAAUUUAGAUAACUCGGAGCUUAUGUUUGGCAAACUUAUCAGCACAUCUAAUGAAAUAGUUAGCGAUACAGUAUCGAUAACUUGUACAGCUCCAGUAGUGUUUACAAUGGAAUUAUCAGAAGAUGCUUUAUCACUGCAAUAA
Molecule: messenger RNA, 741 nt
Organism: Cercopithifilaria johnstoni
Lineage: Eukaryota; Metazoa; Nematoda; Chromadorea; Rhabditida; Onchocercidae
Source: the annotation of a GenBank genome assembly